UUUAGGAUAUAUAACUUUCCCUUAGGAACAAGACCAUCAUCACAUACACGUUUUAAUGCUAUUUGUAAUAGGGUGCCGUUAUAUGCUAUUUUUUUUUUGCCAGAGACAUAAAUUCAAGAUAAAGAUUGUGAUAUGGCUAUGAACACGGUAUGUGUUGUAAUAGAUUAUAUUUGAACUAAGGUGCAGAUAAUACUUGAUGGUUCUCGUUUCACAUAUUUGUUUCGUUCAGGAAAUUACAACUAUUGAAACUGAUAAAGAUGAUAAAGCACUUAUGUAUUUUCGUGUUAGUCAUUGCUGAUAAGCUUAUCGUAUGCAUAAACUUAAUAAAAACCUCACUUAUAUUCAAUAGCUGUGUGCACGCAUUCGUUAUAAAAUAGAUAGAAUGGGGGUGGACGCUAGUAAAAAUGCGGACGUUAGCUUGGACUGGACCUUUGUAGGGAGAGGAAACGAUAUGAAAAAGGUCAAACAAUUAUUACAGGAAUAUAAAACGAUAGGGAUAUACGGGAUGUGGAAAAUUGGAAAGUCAAGUUUUCUUGUAGAAUUGUAUAAGGAUAUGAAAGAAAGUGGAUCUGUUUGCCUAAUGAAGGAUUUUGAAACAGAAGAUAUCACCUCAUCGUUCAUACAUUAUAAGUGGUUAAAUGACUUGUUAAGUUAUACUGAUAUGCAUUCGGAGUAUACUGAUUUCAAAAAUAAAUGUCCAUGUGAAGAUAGUCUGUGUGGUAAAUGCAAACAUUGUAAUCACAAUAUAUCUUGUGAUAACAAGAAAGAUCGUUUAGUACAGAAAAUAAAUGAAACAAUAGCAAGUCUAAAACUCUGUAGUAAGCAAAUAAUUCUCUUCUUUGACAAUCUGGAUAAACUCAUUAAAUCAGACCUAAAGGACUGCCUUUUAUAUUUUAUUCAUGAACUGAACGAAAAGUGUCCAAAGAUUAAACUUGUAUUUUGUUCAAGCAACAAAGCACAUUGUUGUCAUAAAUCAUAUGGAAGAUUUGUUCUCGGUGCUCUUGAAGAACGUUCUAUUCUCGACUUAAUUUACCUGACAACUGAAAGUUCAGAUGACGCAUCAACCAGCGAGUAUGGUAGAGAUAUGACCCAAAACGAGGCUGUUCAAAAUAAGAAUGAAAAUAUAAAAGCUGUAGAGAACUUGUUUAAACAAGAAAACAAAUAUUUUACUCCGGAAAACAAAGUUUAUAUUGAAAAAAUUGCAACUUUAUGUGAAGGUCAUCCUUUAGCUGCGAUCGAAUCUGGUUCGCUGCUUACGGAGGAUGAAGGGAUUUUAACUCCUGAAGAAUUAAUGGAGAUUCUCACAGAGGCACGGCUGGAAGUUCUAGGUUCAGAUCAUUGUCUACCAGAGGACAGAUUAGAUAUUUGUGAUACACCACUGCAAAAAGUAAAGUAUGUUUAUCGUGUAUUAUUCAAUGAGAAAAGAAUUGCUUCAGAAGGAAUUAUUGACGAUUCCAGUGUAUUCUGAGUGUGUGUGUGAGAUCGGAUUUAGGCAUACAGACACUUCAUAGGAAAAUGCAUGGUGCGAAAUCAAAUGGUAGUCGCAUAAUGGCGGACUCAAAUAGUCCUCAGUUAUUUUGCUCUGUUGCUGAAAUCACAGGACAGAUCUAUGCUCUACAUGUAGAUAGCAUUUUCAUAAUAAAAUGAUAACAUGACAGAAUUUGUUAUGGAUACUUGGAUCAUACGCCACCACUACAAUUCAGGGUCUCAUUUUUAUCUGAUUUUGCAGUUUGUGUGUUUGACUGAAAACAUCUUCUUGCAUCAAACACGACCUCUACUUUUCUUUUGAUUUUUAUUCAGCACUGACAAUAUUCUUCAAGAAAAUGUAAGUUACAUACAUUUAAAAUGGGUCCUGAUGUAUGCUGCAGCCAUUCGAAAUAUGUCAAUUUUAUAUAGAAUAAAGAAGAACAGCUAUUUAGUGUGUUGUAUAAGGGCAAAAAAAUGAAAUAUAGCCAGAUGAGGGUGUGAAAUGAGCUACUGUGAUCAUAAUUUGAUAGAAAAUGACAAAUUAUUGCAAUUUUGCUGUAAAUAUGGAUAAAGCACAAAUACAUCACAGUUUCACUGUUUUGGGUGUAUGUUUUCAAAAACUGCAGAUUUGUAGCUUACAGAAUGCUAAUUUCUAGGAGUCAGAGGUUACAUUGAACAGAUUAAACAGCUUAGUGUGUAAUUUGUAUGCAGAUCAAAGUAUAAAAGACAAAAAACAGGGCAAAACUAGGCUACAUUUAGGAUAACUGAUUAGGAAAAUUUAGGAAAAUUAUGUCGCUGUUUUUGGCAAAAUUUGACACGUUCUUUUACCUUACUGUAAAUGCCAUAAAAUCUUCGAAACUGUUGGUAUCAAGCUAAAACCUUGUAUUUUUCAUGCAUUUAGGUUGCUUGUACAUUUAAACGAAACUGACACGAUCUUAGAGAUUUUUUAUUGUAGUAUAUCAACAAAUUAAAAUCAAUUAUGAAAUCUACGCAGAG
Mercenaria mercenaria is the source of this 2463-nucleotide messenger RNA. RefSeq lists its product as uncharacterized. The record is from RefSeq and is a predicted model, not a curated record. The transcript is spliced from 4 exons. The coding region runs from base 383 to 1468 and encodes 361 amino acids. Lineage: Eukaryota; Metazoa; Mollusca; Bivalvia; Venerida; Veneridae. Gene Ontology annotation, molecular function: ATP binding.